AUGUAUGCUAUCACUUUUCCAUUGAAGAAAACUACUGCUUGCUAUGACGGGUGCAGCUGCCUCACAGAUAUCAAAUAUAUAAACUGCUCGGGUGGGAAUCUCACCACUCCUCUUAGGAACGUCCCCCACAACACAGAGUACCUGGACCUGUCCAGAAACCUGUUGACAGCGCUCCAAGCAGGUUCCUUUGGAACCUUGUGGAGCCUGAGGGUGCUCCUUUUAAAAGAGAACAACAUCAGCCAUGUAGCUAACGGAGCUUUCUCUACCCUCCAUCGGCUCAGGAGUCUGGACCUGAGCCGUAACCGCCUUUCUGCCCUGGGGCCUGGCUUCUCCCUGGGCCUUGAAUCCCUAACCGAGCUCCUGCUGGAUCACAACCAUCUUACCGUCCUGGAGAGUGGGACCUUCCACAGCCUGGACAGCCUCCAGAAGCUGGACCUGAGCAGCAACCUCAUCUCCACAGUAAAACCCAGAGCCCUGGGCUCCCUGACAGCCCUGCGCCAGCUCCACCUGGAGGGAAACCAUCUCACCUCCCUGGGCUCCGGCCUCUUCUCCACGCUGCGCUCCCUGGAGGUGCUGGGCCUUCGGGGGAACCUGAUCAGAUCCACUGAGCCAGGAGUCUUCACCCCUAUGUCUUCCCUAACUCUGCUGGACCUGGCCCUCAACCACCUAAGCACCCUGGGCUACAGGACCCUGUUGAGCAUCCACACCCCCAGCCUCCACGUCCUGUUGGAGGGCAACCCCUGGCACUGUGACUGCGACCUGCAGAGGGUGUUCAGGAAGCUUUCCAGCAUCCACAGGAUCUUCCUGGAUGACUACCAGGAGCUGAGGUGCAGCCAGCCCACCGAGCUAAAGGGCAGGUCCAUGGGAGAAGUGGAUGAUGAGCUGUGUGUCGGAGAGACCGUGACGGUGCUCAUUCUGACGGUCACCGUGGUGAUCACUGUGGUAGCUGCCAUUAUCAUGGCGGAGAAGAACAAGAAGAAUAGCAUGGCCAAGGACUGGGAGGAGAGCGUGGGGCUGGACACCUACUGUGACAAUUACAAUUAA
Molecule: messenger RNA, 1044 nt
Organism: Coregonus sp. 'balchen'
Lineage: Eukaryota; Metazoa; Chordata; Actinopteri; Salmoniformes; Salmonidae
Source: the annotation of a GenBank genome assembly